AUGAGUACGAUUAACUCAACAUUGCUGACCAAUGUCACGCCAGUAAUCAGUGCCGUCCAACCGAAAUGGACGCCCUUCCUCACCGGCCAAGCCGUGGUCCUCGGUCUCUCGCUCUUCUCCAACAUCCUGGUCCUCAUCGAGUUCCUCCGCAUCCCCUCCCGCAUCACCCCCUUCACCGUCUAUUUAAUCGUGCUCCUCCUCAGCAACCUGUUAUUUCUCAGCGUCGUCCCCUUAACGGAACUAUCCAAUCAGCUCUACGGCCGUUGGUGGAUGGGGCGGGCCGUGUGCUACCUCCACAACUACUUCAACGGUGUCGGUUCCGGCUCACAGAUCUGCAUCCACGUCUCCAUCUCCAUCAACCGCUUGUGGGCGGUGCAUUACCCGAUUUCCUAUAAAAACAACCAUAACAAAAAAGUUGCGUUGCUGACGUGCUUAUCCGCGGUAAUUUUCGCCCACGUCAUCGGACUCCCGGGCUGCAUCAUGGAUAUCAUGUACUACGGUAUUGACUUAAAGUACGGAUGCCAUAUUAAUUAUUUGGCGCAGGUGUUGUGGGGGAAAUUCGAAAACGCGUUACUGCAUAUUCUGCCGUUGGUGCUGAUUAUCGGAGCGUACGUGCAUUUAUGUAUUAAUCGUGUUCGCCGACGAAGAAAGAUCCGGGAGAGCGGCAGCGGAAAGGUCAGUGCCGGGACGUCUACGGAAGAUGGGGGAAAGCGGAAGGAAGCGGUUCGGCCGUUUUUGGUGUUGUCGUUGACCGCGGUCAGUGUGACGGUGUGCUGGACGCCGGCCGUGGUGUACUUUGCCGUGAUCAAGUUUGCCGGCUUGUGGAUGCCGGAGUGGUUCUUUAUCCUGUCGGUCAUGUUCUACUCCAUGCAAGCGCUAUUUGAUCCGUGGUUGUUUGCCGUGGCAUUGUUAGCCACCAAUCGGAAAUGGUGUAGUUAG
Molecule: messenger RNA, 939 nt
Organism: Paramacrobiotus metropolitanus
Lineage: Eukaryota; Metazoa; Tardigrada; Eutardigrada; Parachela; Macrobiotidae
Product: alpha-2B adrenergic receptor-like
Exons: 1
Coding region: 1-939 (312 amino acids)
Biological process (GO): neuropeptide signaling pathway
Cellular component (GO): membrane; neuron projection
Molecular function (GO): G protein-coupled receptor activity; neuropeptide binding
Source: RefSeq, a predicted model, not a curated record